GCUUUACGUCGUUGCGUCAACUCUCCAGUACCCCCGCCCCCUCCCCACCAUCACCGUUCUACAGAGGAAGAAAGGGGGAGACGGGCGACCUAUACAGAACGCUUUCACACAAAUAUGAGCGGCAGCGGGCGGCCCAGGACCAGCUCCUUCGCUGAGCCUCCCGGAGCUCCCGGAUCCGCUGCAGCCGGCGCCGGAUCGGCGGCAGCCGGCGGAAGCUCGACAGGAAAAACUGGGGCUUCACAAGCCAGUGGAAGCAGCUCGACGAGCUUUGGGAAUUUAAAACUUCCCAGAGACAGUGGCAAGGUGACAACGGUGGUAGCAACACCCGGCCAGGGCCCUGAUCGCCCACAGGAAGUGUCCUAUACAGACAUAAAGGUUAUAGGGAAUGGCUCCUUUGGGGUUGUCUACCAGGCUCGCCUCAACGACAGCCAGGAGAUGGUUGCAAUUAAGAAAGUUCUCCAAGACAAGAGAUUUAAGAAUAGGGAGCUGCAAAUUAUGAGAAAAUUGGACCACUGCAACAUUGUGAAGCUACUCUACUUCUUCUAUUCCAGUGGAGAGAAGAAAGAUGAAGUGUAUUUGAAUCUGGUGUUGGACUACGUCCCCGAGACGGUGUACAGGGUGGCUCGGCAUUUCAACAAAGCCAAGACCACCAUCCCCAUCAUCUAUGUUAAGGUGUACAUGUAUCAGCUGUUCCGCAGUCUGGCUUAUAUUCAUUCCCAGGGCGUGUGUCAUAGAGACAUCAAGCCCCAGAACCUCCUGGUGGACCCAGAGACGGCCAUCCUCAAACUCUGUGACUUUGGCAGUGCGAAGCAGUUAGUUCGGGGGGAGCCGAAUGUGUCCUAUAUCUGCUCACGGUACUAUCGCGCCCCAGAGCUCAUCUUUGGUGCCACCGACUACACGUCCAACAUCGACAUCUGGUCGGCCGGCUGCGUGCUGGCCGAGCUUCUGCUGGGCCAGCCCAUCUUCCCUGGGGACAGUGGCGUGGACCAGCUCGUAGAGAUCAUCAAGGUUCUGGGGACACCGACAAGGGAGCAGAUCCGGGAGAUGAACCCUAACUAUACAGAGUUCAAAUUCCCUCAGAUCAAAGCACACCCUUGGACAAAGGUGUUUAAGCCCCGCACCCCGCCAGAGGCCAUCGCCCUCUGCUCUCGACUGCUGGAAUACACGCCGGUGACCAGGCUGUCUCCCCUGGAGGCGUGUGCGCACCCCUUCUUCGAUGAGCUGCGUCAGCCCAACACCCGCCUGCCCAGCGGACGAGAACUGCCGCUCCUCUUCAACUUCAGUCCCGUUGAGCUGUCUAUCCAGCCCCAGUUGAACUCCACACUCAUUCCUCCUCACGCUCGUGCACAGACAUCGCCUGCUUCACAUGAGGGCAGUGUGUCAGACAGUACCGCCCAGCCCAGCUCAGCACCUGGAUCCAUCAACAACAGCACCUGAGCCGCCAUCCUUCUGCCGUCUUUUCUUUUUGUCUUCCCCAUUUUCCUUUUCUCUCCUCUGCUCUUCUCCCUCUCAACCUCCUCUCUGGCUCCAAACCCUUAAAAUAGAAGAUAUAUAAAUAUACACACCCACAUAAACACUCCCUGAAUUUUAAUAAUUUCCAAUAGAAAACACUUUCUUUGGCUGUCGGCUUCAGGGCGAUGUGGGGGUUGUUUUAAGAUAUUUAGGUCGCCGUGCUUGGGCUUGAAAUGAGCUGCAGUUCAAAGUCCACGCUGGCCCGUGUCUGGCCUGUUGGAAUAAGGAAACUUUACAAUGGUUGGGAUGUUUGGACAUUGAGGAGGGGGGCUGUCCAUGUUUUAUGGAUUUUCUGUAUUAUAAUAUACAAUUGACUUUUAUCCCUUUUAUGUUCAUUUUAUUUGCUGGUGCCAUUGAAUGCGAUCCUGAUUCACUACGGAGUUGAGUGAGGACCGUAUGUAAGGCCUGAGAAAUAUUGACAAUCAUCCUUAGUGUGGUCGAAAAUGGCACACUUGUAGUGAACAUGUUUGAUCGUACAACACAUGUAGAAUGUAGAGUCGUGACUUGUCACUUUCUACCCUGAACUCGACUCCAGCGUGGUCGGUCCACCCAGCCGAAGGCUGAAGAAAUGUAAAGAGUUCAUUUUAAAUCUCCCAAUUUGAUACCAGACAGAAGAUAUUGGCGGAUUUAUGGUUCAUUUUAGAUGAGAGUUGUUUUUAAAUUUUAUUACAAAUGAGGGCACCACAGCCUGUCUUUACAGUUUCUUUUUUAAUAUUAGCUCCUCAACUGCCUUUUAUGUAAAUGAGAAGGAGCACAGUGCACAUUUUCAGUUCCUUCAUUAUAAGUUCAUUUAUCGGUUAAGCUGGAAACCACGCAAUUCAUGUUGAUUCUCAAAUGAGUAUUACACAUCUCCAAAGGGAGCGGAGGUAGAGGGGCGGGUUGUGAGUCGCAUCCAGCCGUCACAUAACUCCACCAAGGGGAGCCGUGGACGUGGGGCUCCAGUUGCAUUGAGUACAGAAGCCUCAAUAAUGUCUCGCAUGUCAUAAACACAGUUGCUUAGCAUUGUAAAGUCACUUCAUCCGUUAAGUGACUUUACGGUGUUACGUUUCACAUCGGCUCGAUUAUGAGAGAAUCAGGUACAGAGACUACAGGCCGCUCACCUGGCUCGUCAUUACCACAGCUAGUACACACAGUAGUUGCUCAUGCAGGAUUUCAUUUAGUUUGGUUUGUGAGAGCUCUUUUGAAACCCUCCUCGCCCACUUCCCAAACAGCUGGCCGUGACGCUCGUAUCAUGUUCCUGGUGGUCAGAACUCAUCACAUUAUUUACUCAGCCGAACGGUCCACUGUCUUUCUUCCACCACGCAAAUGUGUUCAGCCCAAGUUGACUUCACACUAUAUUUCUUCCACUCAACCCAGUAAUAAUCAGAUGAGAAAUUAUGCUCAAAUCCCUGAAACCCAACUGCUUUUGGAGCCUCCCCUUCAUUCCUUUGUUCCUCCUCCCUCUGCCUUCUGCUUCCCUCUUUCCGCCUCCUUUUUUCACUGCUAAACUGUAAAUAUCAAGUACCUUUUAUUUUGUUAUUAUUGUUGUUCUUGUAAUUUUUUUUCUCUAGUAGACCGGCGCAGCAGCGGCCGGACUGUUUAUCCUCAGUCGCAGUCUGUAAAUACGAUUUCAUUUCAGUCCCUGGUUCAGGAGGGGAAAAACAGAACAAAACUUUUCAUUUUUUUCUCUCUCCCUCAAUUUCUCUCCACGACUUUCUGUUUCCCCCAUAAAUGUUGACAUAACUGUUUUAUUUAUUGUGUUUGUUGUUGUUUUUUAUCAGGGGAAGGGGGCGAUCAUUUCGUUUCCACUGGGGUGGUACAAUUAAGGGUUUAAAGUAUUUUUUUCCUCCUUAUUUUUAUUCACCAUUUUUGCUCAGCAAUGUCACAUGCAAAAUUAUUUCACAUCCAAGAUACUGUACUGAGAUCCAGACGUCGGUGUGUCCUAUCCAAUCAGUGGUCUCGUAUGUAUGCAGGUGCACAUGCUAGCAAACGGGUGGAACUCCAGUUUUUCAUUUAACUUCAAUGUGAAGGGAAUGUUACGAGCCUGUGGAUCUACGGGGUUUAGGGAGCAUGGAUCACCGUGUGUGCGAGUGUGAAUAAUGAAUUUGUCUAUUGACUUGAUCAUCUCCUGUGUCCGACCGUCUCCUGUUUUGGUUUACCGUAUGUAGUUGUGUGAGUGUAACGGGGUCGUCCUGUUAGAACAGUGUGUAUGCGUCACAGAUACUUAACCGGUUCCUUGAGCUCAGCUGCAGGGAAUGUGUGUGUGUAUGUGUGUAUGUGCUGGCAGACCAUGGACAUUAUCCUCAGUACUCCUGACUUUUUCCUAAAUGAAGAGCUGACUAAAUGUGCUAUUUUAAUGUUUAUUUACCAUCUUUUGAUCUGUCACACUUUGUUUUUAAUUUGCUGUGACCAUGCUCUUUUAUCACCUGUCUGAGGGUAAAAUGUCUUUGUUGGGAACAGAACGGUUGGAUAGAGGAGAUGAUGAAGAGAGAGGGAUGGAGGGAGAGAAACUGUUUUUUGUUUGUUGGUAUAAAUAAUUAAACUCAUUAAUAAAGUGAUGAAACUGU
Messenger RNA from Pseudoliparis swirei, 4058 nucleotides. It is a transcript of the gene gsk3ab, whose product is annotated as glycogen synthase kinase 3 alpha b. The coding region runs from base 115 to 1437 and encodes 440 amino acids. The record is from RefSeq and is a predicted model, not a curated record. NCBI's taxonomy places the organism in Eukaryota, Metazoa, Chordata, Actinopteri, Perciformes, Liparidae. Gene Ontology annotation, biological process: extrinsic apoptotic signaling pathway in absence of ligand; negative regulation of canonical Wnt signaling pathway; regulation of neuron projection development. Gene Ontology annotation, molecular function: ATP binding; protein serine/threonine kinase activity. The transcript has 11 exons. Gene Ontology annotation, cellular component: axon; nucleus; cytosol.